AUGGUGAUCAAUGGCGGUGAUGAUGAUGAUGAUCUUGAACAACGAAGUGAUGGAACUAACACUGUUACAGUGAAUGCUAACGUCGCCGUCACGGACACGGACGCGGCAGACACCCACACGUUUUCCAUUCUUCCUGGAAAAGAUGGCGCCAUGUUCUCCAUCAACCCAUCGACUGGGGUGAUGACCAACGUCGUGGAACUCGACGUGGACAAGGGCCAAACGAACCAGCUGAAAGUAGAUAUAAAAGUCACUGACAGUGGCGGCAUGACCGACACGGCAGAAGUCCUCAUAACGAUCAACGAGAUUAACGACAACGAUCCCAUGUUUGACGCAACCAAUCCUGUUACACCUGCCCUCGUGUCUGUGGGACUGAGUAUGCCGUCAACGACGUUGGUUGCCACGCUGUCUGCAUCUGAUCUUGACAUCGGCGACAAGAGUCCGGGAGCACUGACAUACUCAAUGGUUUCCACAACCACAGGGUGUACUUAUUUCAGCGUAAAUCCAAACACGGGAGCUGUGACGUUGAAUAAACCUUUGGUUAAUACUCUCUAUGGCAAGUUGAUCUCUUGUGACGUCAAAGUAGAAGACAAUCGGGCGACUAUUCGGAGCAGUACACUACAACUUGAUAUCGGAUGGAACAAGCCGCCAAGUAUCAACAACCUGAAAGACCAAGUGGACGUCGUGGAGAGUCAGAAUUUCGCUAAAGAUCUUUUCACUGUCAAAGUCACCGACCCCGAGAAUGAUAAUUUCUUCUGCCGCCACAAAAUACCAACCAUACCUCCAGAUAUACCAUUUGAAGUACGCAAGAACGCUGAUAAAGAUUUUCACGUGUGGUAUACCAACAGCAAGCCUCUGACUCUGUCCCCGGGGGCUCCGACCCAAUACUUGGUGACGGUCAUAUGCGAGGACGUGGAGGGAGGGUCUGACACCAAGGACCUCAUAAUUAACGUCAAGAAGAACCAGCCCCCCACCAUGGACUGCAUGCCCAGCAAGGACUUGCCAUCCGUUGACGCUGGAGCCACCGGCGCAAACGUGGACAUCCACACCAUCAUUGCCACAGAACCUGAAGGUGACAACGUCGUCUUCAAACUGAACUCCAUCGCUCCAGGGUCGGCCCAGUUCACAGUCAGUAGAAGUGGCAAGAUUUCCACUACCGGCGACUUGAAGAUGGACACGUCGGGGACGACGUCAGUAACACUGGAGAUUGUCGCUGAAGACCCCGAGAAGAACGCUGGAACGUGCGUUAUCACCAUCCCGCUUACCAAUGUUAACGUACCUCCCACAAUGGACAACCUACCAAAGAUCCUGACAGUCCCAGAAACCCUGGCAUCCGGAUCCGAUAUUUAUACCAUCAAAAUGACAGACGCAGUUACGUGUGGACCUGGUAUCACCAUGAACUGGAAACUGGAAAACUAUCCCGAACUGUCGAACCUCUUUGACGUCACUGUCAGUGGAACAGAUGCUGUCGUCAAGCUGGCCCCAGGUAAGACUCUUAAUUUUGAGGAUCCUAUUUUCGCCGGUCAACCUCCUGUGCUGCAGUUCACGUUCACGGCCAGUGACGGCUGUCUCACCUCCACCAAGUCAGAACUCAGGGUUGAAAUCCAAGACAUCAACGAAGAUCCGGUCAUGCGCAAUGGAUUGAAAUACAGUGCCAAGUUUUACGAGAACGACACGGCUGUGAGCGUCACUCUGGGCUGCGACGUCUUUGACGUGGAUAAGGACGACAUCCUCAAGAUCACUCUGACUGGAACCAACGCAAACAAUUUCAAAAUCACAGACCCCGCCAACUGUGUCCUUACCAAAACCAAGGAACUCGAUCUUGACAAAGGGGCGAAGGCACAAUCCACAAUUCAAAUGACUGUCGAGGACAAAGGAGGCUUGAAAGUUGUUGCUGAUAUCGAUCUUGUCAUUUUGGAGGCGAACGAGCACACCCCGGUCUACACCACGCCCGCUGUGUCUUACACCAUCACCGAGGGUGACCCUGCUGGGAAGGUUCUGGGUACGAUGGCUGCGACAGAUAAAGAUCUUGCGAAAAGUCUGGACAGCACCCUCACCCACACUGUGAAGAGCGUAAGCCCCGCCACUGGCGACCAGUACAUUACCAUGGACUCCAAUGGACAAAUCAAAAUCAAGGAGCCGCUGGAUGGAAAGGUGGCCAAUGGGGAGACGUUCAAGCUGGAGAUUGAAGUCUGCGACCAAGGUUAUCCUAAAAAAUGCAGUCUUGGCUUUGUUGACGUCCAGUACAUUGUUCCACCUACAACGCCACCUCCCAUGACUCAGCCCCCCAACAAUAACAAUAACAAUAACAACAACAACAACAACGGCAACGGCAGUGGAAGUGGCAAUGGUAGUGGGAGUGGCGGCGCCAGCGGCAGUCUGCUGGACAAUCCGGGGAUUAUCGCCAUGAUGGCCCUAUUACUCGCAGCUGGAGCAGGGUUAGCUGCCCUUGGUAUUUUCGGUGCAUAUAAAUUAUGGAGCAGAGGUGCAUGCGGAAAGGGAAAAGCAAAAACACCCAAUCACUAUGAUGUCAGUGAACGGGCUGCAUCGCGCGGUUCUAACGGCGCCUCCCGGGGAUCGAACCGAAUUCGAGAUUCCACAGACAUUCAGAUGACAGAAGUUGAAACGCCGGCACCGACUACAACAGCUCCUAAAUAUGGACUGAGCUACAUGUAGAUUGAAGUCACAGAAACUUGCUUGCUGAUACGUCACGUGUAGAAUGACUUCACAGAACCUUAUUCAUACGUCAAAUGUAGACUGACGUCACAGAAACAUAAUCAGACGUCAUACUAAUUUAGACUGGCGUUAAUAAACUUUUUUUUCUGACGUUGCAUAUAGACUGACGUCACAAAAAGACAUCUAAUGACAGACCCACUUGUGUUUUCUUAGAGAUAUGAUUGUGUUAGCAACUUGUUUAAAGCUAAGCUGUUUGUGUAUUACUAACAUAUGGGGGAGAAUACAAUCACGAGGGUAGGGUUAGGAGUUUGACUAAUUAUGUCUUCAAAUGUUUUGACACUAAAGGUCAGUACAAAAGUUUUGCCAACAGUUUGCAUCAGGAGCCAAGAAGCUUUAGUUAGAAACAAGGCUAGGACACGCUUCAACAUGUGGCGCAACACGGUGUUUUCAUUGAAGAAAGAGAAAUGAUUUAGUGUGUGUACUAGCCUCUGAGUAUAGUUUCUGGAUAAUAUAGAGUGUGACUGUUCAUCUAUACCAAACACUGUGCAUAAAUCGCUAAAUAAAUUUCGGUAUUGAAAUUAAAUCAAAUUUCUGAAACGAA
Molecule: messenger RNA, 3274 nt
Organism: Gigantopelta aegis
Lineage: Eukaryota; Metazoa; Mollusca; Gastropoda; Neomphalida; Peltospiridae
Product: protein dachsous-like
Exons: 15
Coding region: 1-2673 (890 amino acids)
Biological process (GO): homophilic cell-cell adhesion
Cellular component (GO): catenin complex; membrane
Molecular function (GO): cadherin binding; calcium ion binding
Source: RefSeq, a predicted model, not a curated record